GAGUACUGGCCAUUGUAUUGGCCAAUCUAGCAGCUGUCUUAUGAUCAUAACUUUCCUCGAUUUUCCUCUGGCUAUUGUGAUCAGUGAUCAAACUUCAAAGAUGCUUGGCUGCAUAAAAACCGCGUUUAUUAUAUUUUGUAUGCAACUCGAAGAAAAUAAUAGGAUAUAUCACAUAAAGUAGUGGAGACACUUUAUAAUUGUAUUCAUUAAAAUGUAGGAAACAGUCGAGAUGCUUGUACAGUAGAUGCACUGUGCGGGGAAGAAAAGCUUUUUCAGCAAUCACAAAACUGGAGAAGUAGCUACGAAAGUGACCGACGCGAAUUCGGACAAUUCGGAACAUGCGCUUCCUAAAUUAGGAGGAGGAACGACGUGGCAUGCGUCAGGAUUAGUGGGAGCCUUCAAACCCAGUCUGACGCAAGUAAAACUUGCUCAGGAUAGCAUUGCUUUAUAUGAGGAGUUGGAGAAGAAAGGUCUCUCGACAGGAUGGAAGCAAUGUGGUAGUCUUUCUUUGGCACGAACCAGAGACCGCAUGACCUCGUUCAGGCGAAUGAAGGCACAAUCUGUGUCGCGCGAUAUCGAAUGCCACUUAGUUUCGCCAGAAGAAAUCCAGGAUCUAUGUCCAUUGUUGCAUGUCGAAGAUCUCAUUGGAGGAUUAUGGAUUCCAGGAGAUGGUGUCGGUGAUCCAUAUCAAAUCUGUUUGACUUUGAUUCAAGAGGCACGACAAAGAGGAGUUACAGUAUUUGAGAAUUGCGCAGUUACAAAAGUUAUUAAUCAGAAUGGCCAAGUAGGAGCGGUGGAGACAACGCGUGGCACCGUCAAAUGCCAACAUUUUGUAAAUUGCGCUGGAUUUUGGGCGCGGAAUGUAGGUAAACUCAGUGAGCCAUAUGUCAAGGUACCACUGCAUCCAGUAGAACAUUAUUAUUUGCAUACUAAACCUAUUGCUAAUUUAGACCCGAUGAUACCUGUUAUACGUGAUUUGGACGGAUAUGUCUAUUUUCGAGAAAACGAAGGACGAUUGUUAGCCGGUGGUUUCGAGCCAGUCGCGAAACCAGCAUUUGAAGAUGGCACGAUUCCUGAAAGCACUGACAAGCGGUUUUUACCAGAAGAUUGGGAUCACUUUCACAUUUUGUUGGAACAGAUGUUACACAGGAUUCCGAGUUUAGGAAAUGCAGUUCUCGAGAGACUUUGCAACGGACCCGAAGCGUUCUCUCCAGAUUGCAGAUGGAUCGUGGGAGAGGCGCCAGAAAUACGUAAUUAUUACAUUGCCGCCGGAAUGAAAACGGUCGGAAUAUCCGCCGCUGGCGGAGUUGGUCGCGCAACAGCGGAAUUGAUAGUUAACGGCUCGACUUCGUUAGAUAUGUACGAGUUAGACGUCUCACGUUUCCUCGGGCUGCAUAACAAUCGCAAAUUCCUACGCGAUCGAGUGCGAGAGGUACCUGGAAUGCAUUACGCGCUGCAAUAUCCGCAUCUCGAGUUCAAAACCGGGAGAAAUCUGAGAAUGUCGCCGAUUUAUCCGAAACUUAGAGAUGCAGGCGCCGUUUUCGGCCAGGUCAUGGGCUACGAGAGACCAUCCUGGUUUCAGCCAGACGAUGACUGUGAUUUGGAGUUUCCCGAUGGUUUCCAGAGAUACAAGAUAGCUUAUACAAAUACUUUUGGUAAGCCUCCUUGGUUCGACGCGGUCGCGCAAGAAUACGCUGCGUGUAGAGAGGCGAUUGGUCUGAGUGAUUAUUCCUCCUUCACGAAAAUCGACUUAUGGUCGAAUGACACGGAAGUCGUAGAUCUGCUGCAAUAUUUGUGCUCAAAUGACGUAGAUGUGCCUGUUGGAAGUAUUAUUCAUACCGGUAUGCAGAAUCAUCGUGGUGGUUACGAGAAUGAUUGCAGUUUAGCGCGUAUCGCACCGAAUCAUUACAUGAUGAUUGCCCCAACUAUUCAACAAACACGUUGCAAAAACUGGAUCCAUCGUCAUCUGCCGGCAGAUGGUUCCGUUGCUGUAUCUGACGUCACGUCGGCGUACACUGCAAUUUGCAUAAUGGGACCGGCCACUAGACAGUUGUUGACUGAAUUGACGGACAUAGAUUUAAAUCCGAAAAACUUCCCAUUCUUCACAUUCAAGGAACUAGAUGUUGGGCUUGCCAAUGGCAUUCGUACAAUGAAUUUAACGCAUACUGGAGAACUUGGCUAUGUUCUGUAUAUUCCAAACGAGUUUGCAUUACAUGUCUAUACAAGGCUAAUAGAGGCCGGAGCGAAAUAUGGAGUGAAACAUGCUGGUUAUUAUGCAACGAGAGCAUUACGCGUUGAAAAGUUUUAUGCAUUUUGGGGACAAGAUUUGGAUACAUUUACUACUCCUUUGGAAUGCGGAAGAUCGUGGAGAGUAAAAUUUGAUAAGGAAGUCGAUUUCAUAGGCAGAGAUGCUCUUUUGAGGCAGCGCGAGCAAGGAGUCAAACGUAAAUACGUGCAGUUACUGUUAAACGAUCACGAUCUCGAGUUCGAUACCUGGUGCUGGGGUAGCGAGCCUAUUUAUCGAAACGGAAAGUAUUGCGGAAUGACAACAACCACGGGCUACGGAUUUACAUUCAAAAAACAGGUAUGUCUUGGAUUCGUGCAAAACUUCGAUUCGAAAGAUCUGCCGCAAGAGGUGACAAAUGAUUACGUAUUAUCGGGCGAUUACGAAGUAAAUGUCGCGGGAAUCAUGUAUCCCGCAAAGUGUCACUUGCACAGCCCGAAUUUACCGACGAAAUUCCCCGAUAAAGAGAGGGAUGCUUAUCACGCCACGCGCGACCAACAAUCUUUGUAAUCUCUCAUUUAAAAAUAAUAUUUUAAGUGUGUACAAACGAUGUAUAUAGCAAAAGAUUUAAUAAAUCGUUUAAUAGAUAUCACUCAAAAA
Pogonomyrmex barbatus (red harvester ant) is the source of this 2884-nucleotide messenger RNA. Its product is annotated as pyruvate dehydrogenase phosphatase regulatory subunit, mitochondrial. Lineage: Eukaryota; Metazoa; Arthropoda; Insecta; Hymenoptera; Formicidae. The record is from RefSeq and is a predicted model, not a curated record. Gene Ontology annotation, cellular component: mitochondrion. Gene Ontology annotation, molecular function: protein binding.